GGCUUACCAUCGCCAUACCUUCAAAUUCGACUCACCACCUAAUCAGCCAGCCAAACAGCCAAGCAGCCAGCCAGCCAGCCGUCCGACCCUGGAUGCACUCGAGCUCCAAAUGAGCCACUUCAACAGCACCCGCAACGGAUCGAGCCCGCAGGACCACGCCACGGACAAAUCGCCGCCGCUCACGCCACCGUCCUGCCCGAGCCCACCGGCCGAUAAGAGCAACGGAGGCCACGGCAGCGGCCAGCCCGGAGCGUCAUCGCCACAGCAGAGCGCCGGGGCUAGCAGUUUAGCUCCGGUCAUUGUCAUCACUGGAUGCACGACGGGAGGCAUCGGCCAUGCCCUCGUCAAGGCGUUCUCGACGAUGGGGUGCCGGGUCUUUGCGACCGUGCGACGAGCAGAUGCCGCCGUGGACCUGGUGUCGCUGGACGACCCGAACGUCACGGUGGUCAUCAUGGAGAUCACUGAUCGGGAGAGUGUCAAGCGGGCCAUCACAGCAAUCGUCCAACGCGUUGGCAAGAUUGACAUGCUGAUCAAUAACGCCGGCGUGUCAUUCUCGGGGCCGGUGGUCGAGGUCGAUGUCAAUGGGAUGCGGGACACCUUCGAAACAAACGUCUUUGGCCUGGUUAACACCAUCCAGGAGGUGGUGCCGCAUAUGGCCUCAAGACAAACGGGGAGAAUCGUCAAUAUUGGAAGCAUGGUGGGGUUCAUUCCCAUUCCGUGGACGGGAGUGUACUGCGCAAGCAAGGCAGCCGUCCACGCAAUCACGUCCGCCCUACGGAUGGAGCUGCAUCCCUUUGGCAUCGAUGUGAUCUUGGUGGCCGCUGGGGCCGUCAAAACCAACAUCUCGCUGAAUACCAGCAAACGAAUGGAGCAAUUCAACCAGGGCUUUCCCGCCUCGCCCCGAGGCGGCUCCCUCUAUGGAAUCCUGAAGGAGCAAAUCAACAAACGACCCUCGACUCACUCCAACGGUAGCGACCCUGCCCUCUUUGCCAUCCGGCUGGCUGGGCGGCUGCUCCGCAAAAAGGUCCCAAGCACCAUCUGGAUUGGGCAGAUGAGCUGGAUCUUCUGGUUCCUGACCCUGCUCCCAACCUGGAUCAUGGAAAUCUUUAUCACCUGGCGGUUUGGGCUUGGCAAGAAGAUGGAGAAGGUCAAGCGGCAAUAGUUCGGCGGGAUGGCCGCU
This is a messenger RNA of Polychytrium aggregatum, 1180 nucleotides long. Its product is annotated as putative short-chain dehydrogenase. Gene Ontology annotation, molecular function: oxidoreductase activity. Gene Ontology annotation, cellular component: endoplasmic reticulum. NCBI's taxonomy places the organism in Eukaryota, Fungi, Chytridiomycota, Chytridiomycetes, Polychytriales. The record is from RefSeq and is a predicted model, not a curated record. Bases 110 to 1162 code for a protein of 350 amino acids. The transcript is spliced from 6 exons.